Penicillium vulpinum is the source of this 216-nucleotide messenger RNA. RefSeq lists its product as uncharacterized. NCBI's taxonomy places the organism in Eukaryota, Fungi, Ascomycota, Eurotiomycetes, Eurotiales, Aspergillaceae. The transcript has a single exon. The record is from RefSeq and is a predicted model, not a curated record. Bases 1 to 216 code for a protein of 71 amino acids.
AUGUCCUACCGACACAAUCCCCAUCUGCCAACCGGUGAUCAUAACCCCAGGUUGACUACGACACAACCUUACCAAGCAGGCAGCAGCUCGAACCUGCGUCUCACCUUUCCACAAAUGGAACAACGAGCUAACAAAGACAACAUCAAUAUUGCCAUCAAGCCUCUCUUCCAGCUGACUACCAUCUUGUCCCGAGACAGUAGCCCACGACAAAGGUAG